Caenorhabditis briggsae is the source of this 750-nucleotide messenger RNA. Lineage: Eukaryota; Metazoa; Nematoda; Chromadorea; Rhabditida; Rhabditidae. The transcript has 5 exons. The record is from RefSeq and is a predicted model, not a curated record. Bases 1 to 750 code for a protein of 249 amino acids.
AUGGCUUCAGAAAUGAAGGUCGGUUGGUUUAUCAUGACAAUCUUCGAGUCGAUUCUGGUAGUUCAUUCUUUUUUAUGCUCUCUAUUCUUCAUGUACCUCAUAGCUAACACCAAAACUUUGCACUCGUAUUGUCGAGUCUGUCUUGUCAUGGUUGGGUUCUCCAUGAAUCUUUUCGCAUCCUAUGGCUUUUCAAUAUUCGAAUAUUUGAAUUCUGGAAAGUAUUAUUCUCUUACUGAGGAAUCUGCUAGUGUCAGAAGCAAGACAUGGGAAUUCAUACACGAAUUUGGUGUAUGUCUACAAUCGCUGUCUAUGCUUCUUUUCUCGAUGGACGGACAGCUGAUUUUAGCCACAUUGCUCAUGGAGUGCUCUGAUUAUUUGGGCCUUUUUAUGUCCGAAGUGUACUCCUGGACAAAUACCCUACUUCCUGCAGUCGUUGGUGCAUCGAUUUUCAAAGUGUUGUCAAUGAUUCCGAUUUGGACUUGGCUUCUUCUAGGCCUAACUGAAUGGGAGUACGGUAUUGCCAAUUUUUUGUAUAACAAUAUACUCAAUGCUUAUGUAUGCAUAUUUCCAUGGGUUUUGGUAUACAGAAAUGAGAGUUUGAGGAAGCAAAUUUUGUCGACGAAACACGUCCGAGUAACACCGGAUAUAGAAUCUGCAAAACCCAUAAAGACUUUAGAAGGCAAAGUAAUUUCUAUGAGACAAUCACAAGAAGAGUAUUUUGAUGCAUUGAAAGAUUCAUGGGAUGUUUGA